UGCCAGAGAAACGCUGCGGUGAUCGAGUGGCGGCGUGUUAUGUUGUGAAAAAAUUUGGAUUUUCGUUUUUCGAAAAAAAAAAAACACACACACAAAAAGGAAAUAAAAAUAAAUUUAAAAAAUAACUUUAAAAAAAAUAUAAAAAUAAGAUUAUACCGAGGAAAAAAAUUCAGUGAAAAUUCUUUAAUUUUUCCAAUUGGAAAAUUAGAAAAAAUAUUUAAAAAAAAAUAUAGAAAACAGAGAAAAAAGUUUAGUGAAGUGUAAUUAUUAAAUGAUUUAAUCAACAACAAGAAGAAAAAACUCAAUACCAAAAGUGAUUCAAUGUGCAAAUAGUUUGAUUUAUUUUUUUUUUCUAUUUUUAUUUUGUUUUGGAUUUAUUUUUCUCUAUUUUUGGAGUAGCUAAAAACUCCGUUAAAAUGUCAAUUAAUACUACGUGAAACCAUUAAAAAAAAACAACAAAAAAAGGAAAUAUACAGAAAUAAAAAGAAAUAAUAACAAAAUUUAGAAAAAAAGGAUAGAAAAAUUAAUUAAAAAGUGAAGAUGCCGGAAAAGGAGGCUUCAUUUCUGCACGAUCAAGUUCAAAUUCAUCCUCUUUUCCAUCAUACUCAUCAUCAUCUCAAUCACCUGCCGCUGCAUCAAUUGAAUGGCGCUGCUGGCGCCACGGCUGCCACUACACCUUCCGUUUCAACGUACCAACCACCCCCUCCGCCCCCACCACCACCACCCUUCCCCUCUGCCUUUGUGGCCUUUCAUUCGGCCGCCCUGGAGCAUCACCAGCGACCAGAUGGGACUGCACAGGCCGGUCCAGCCGGCGGCAUCUACCUCUGGGACAAUCCCUUCCACCAUGGACUGGCCAAUACCACAAAUUAUGCUGAAUUCCAAUUGCGGCGCGCGGCGGCAAUUAGUGCCGCGUCAACGGCUCCACCUGAUGCUACAUCCAAUCCCACGGUAUCCACCGAAGCCUCAACUCCCGCAGACUUCCAUCCAGCCUACCGGAUUGCACCUGGAUACAUGGAACACCUCUAUAGCCUUCAACAUGCCUCAAGUCCAACGGCUUCGCUGCACGGUCUUGGACUUAGUGCGGAUUUUUUGGCAAGUAGAACACCUCUUGGAGAUCUCCAUGCUACAAAUAGUCUGGCCAGUGGGGACUUUCACUUCAGCAUUGAUGGUUCUAGGCUGAGUACACCACGUCCGGGUAGUCUUAGGGCAUCAACAAUGAGUCGCAAGAGGCCACUGUCAUCAUCGCCAUAUUCGGAUUCCUUUGACAUCAAUUCCAUGAUACGCUUUUCGCCAAAUUCCCUAGCAGCUACGUUAGUUGGUGGUUCUAGGGCAUCAUCGGCAGCCGGUAGCUAUGGCCAUUUGUCAGCUGGUACACUUAGUCCAGCACUUGGGAUGCAUGCCGCCAUGACACCACAUCUACAGCAACUUCAGGCUCAUCUACUGCGAUCAGCUGGUGGUCUACUGCACCAUCCACCACCUACCUUUCCCACCUUACCGCCAACGGGUGCCUGGCCACCUGGAACACCCCUAAGACCCGAAGAUGUUAGCUCUAGUGAUGUCCAGCGACGACCCACCGAACAACCUAGUUCUAGUACACAGGUGGCUCAAGCUGAGGCUGAUAGUGCAUCAGCUGCUGUUACAAAACGUCGUUCCGGUGCACAGAGACGUGAACCAACUAUUGAGAGUCAACAACAAUUGGCCGAUACGACAGAUCUCAAGGAUGAACCUGGUGAUUUUGUUGAGACAAAUUGCCAUUGGAGGGAUUGUGUAUUGGAAUUUGGUACACAAGCUGAAUUAGUUAAGCAUAUCAAUAAUGAUCAUAUUCAUGCCAAUAAGAAGUCAUUUGUGUGCCAAUGGGAUGAAUGUUCGCGGGAUGAGAAACCAUUUAAAGCACAAUAUAUGUUGGUGGUACAUAUGAGACGUCAUACUGGGGAAAAACCUCAUAAAUGCACGUUUGAGGGCUGUUGCAAGGCCUAUUCAAGGCUGGAAAAUCUAAAGACACAUUUGAGAUCUCAUACGGGUGAAAAGCCGUACAUGUGUGAAUAUCCUGGAUGUAGCAAAGCCUUUAGUAAUGCAUCAGAUCGGGCUAAACAUCAAAAUCGGACACAUAGCAAUGAGAAACCGUACGUUUGCAAGGCACCGGGUUGCACAAAACGGUAUACUGAUCCAUCGUCUCUGCGGAAACACGUUAAAACCGUUCAUGGAGCUGAAUUCUAUGCCACGAAGAAGCACAAAGGUCAAGAUGGUGGUCCACAUAGUCAUCCACCGGGAUCUGCCGGACAUGAAGAUGGCGGAGCUGCUGCUGCUGAUGCCUCACCACGUAGCGAUGAUCUCCAAUCGGGCAAGACAAAUAGUCUGAGUAGUCCGAGUAUUAAGUCUGAAUCUGAGGCAAAUUCGCCAGCUCUACCAGCAGCUUCCGGAUCACCAGCUGCACAUUUACUGUGCGGCGGUGGUAUAGAUGGCACUGGUGAUCACUUUGAAGGAUUGACAAGUGAUCCGGGAUGGCCAUAUGAAGAUGAUGAUGUAGAAGCAGCUGAUCUACCGGUUGUUCUACGUGCAAUGGUGGGUCUUGGAGGUAGUGGACUUCUCCGGACACGUUUCCGGAGUCCUCGUUUGGCCACAAAACCCACAUUUGCAGCUGCCCAAUUGUCAAAUAUUCCCGAAACGGCCAUUGGAAUCGGUGAACUCAAUAGGCGUAUAACAAAUUUAAAAAUGGAACCGGGUACAGGACCUCCGGGUAGUACGGUUGAUGGUGGUAAGGGUGUGAGGAAAGAUAGUGCAACGAGUAUUGCCAGUAGUUACUACGGUAGUAUGAGAAGUGCCGAUUUUAGCCGGAGAAGCAGUCAAAUAAGUCAUGCAUCAUCGGGUCGAGGUGGUCAGACGCAUUCUCUCUAUGAUCCAAUCAGUCCGGGCAGUUCGAGACGUAGCAGUCAACUGUCAACGACAACAAAUGGCGGACAGAGUCUACCACCGGCUCCAUCAUCGCAUCUAUUGGCAGCACAUCUGCAACGACUGGAUCCAUCACCAACGCAUCCCAAUGAGGCCGUUGUCCUGGAUGAAGUGGCCGAAGGGGAAAUGGUGGAAAAUAAACUUGUCAUUCCGGAUGAGAUGCUUCAGUACCUCAAUCAAGUUCAGGCAACACAGCAGACCGAAGAUGAACCCCAGUGGCCACCAUUGGAACCAUCUGGUGGCCCAAUAGCAACUUCCGGACUAACAAGUUGUGACUAUUUGCCACAAUUCAGUGAAAUAGCCAGUUUGAGUAUGUCCGUUGACAAUAUAACCUCAAAUCCAGCAAAUGGUGCACCAAUUCCAGCAGCAGCACCAGAACCACCAACAACAGCAGCACCAUCAGUGCCAAAACCAACUGAAAUUCAAUGCUGUGAUAUCAGUCAAUCACAAAUGUCUCCAGCUGUUGCCUUUACCGAUGACAGAUGUCACAGAGGUAUGCGUCAGGAGGUGUAUCAACGCACCUUGGAAUAUGUUCAGAGCUGUCAAAAUUGGACAGAGGCACCAGAUGCAGCCGUUACAUCCAGCACUCAUCCGUCCAGUUCGAAUAUGAUCAUCAAUGACAUGAGUACAUCCUUAAGUUCACUCAUGGAGGAAAAUCGUUUUCUCCAACUUAUAAAUCAGUAAGUCAUUAUUCACCAUCC
Phlebotomus papatasi is the source of this 3650-nucleotide messenger RNA. It is a transcript of the gene ci, whose product is annotated as transcriptional activator cubitus interruptus. Lineage: Eukaryota; Metazoa; Arthropoda; Insecta; Diptera; Psychodidae. Gene Ontology annotation, molecular function: DNA-binding transcription factor activity, RNA polymerase II-specific; RNA polymerase II cis-regulatory region sequence-specific DNA binding. The record is from RefSeq and is a predicted model, not a curated record. The transcript is spliced from 8 exons. Gene Ontology annotation, cellular component: nucleus. Gene Ontology annotation, biological process: regulation of transcription by RNA polymerase II. The coding region runs from base 541 to 3633 and encodes 1030 amino acids.